Gadus morhua (Atlantic cod) is the source of this 7148-nucleotide messenger RNA. It is a transcript of the gene scn4aa, whose product is annotated as sodium channel, voltage-gated, type IV, alpha, a. Bases 589 to 5880 code for a protein of 1763 amino acids. NCBI's taxonomy places the organism in Eukaryota, Metazoa, Chordata, Actinopteri, Gadiformes, Gadidae. Gene Ontology annotation, molecular function: voltage-gated sodium channel activity. Gene Ontology annotation, biological process: neuronal action potential; membrane depolarization during action potential; sodium ion transmembrane transport. The transcript is spliced from 24 exons. The record is from RefSeq and is a predicted model, not a curated record. Gene Ontology annotation, cellular component: voltage-gated sodium channel complex; plasma membrane.
UGACGCACCUCGUAUAAAGCAUGGUUCAAAUCAUCCAUUCAUAUCCUCCUGACGCACCGCGUAUAAAGCAUGGUUCAAAUCAUCCAUUCAUAUCCUUCUGACACAAUCCAUCGACAUAGUCAUACAUUCAUUUCUGAUCCACCCCAUAAACAGCAUGGUUGGCAUCCUCAUUCUUUCAUAUCCUUCCGAUCCAGAUGAUGAACUGCAUGGUUAUGUACGUGGGCAUUGUGCUCUGUGUUGCCAUGCAGGAAGAGUGUGUUUGGUGAUGGCUUGCUCACCUGUUGCACAUUGAUUGCUCAAUGUGCAACAGGUGUGCAACCUCACCCAACCCCAGAGUCCAGUCGGAGUGACUCUGGCCAGGUGAGGCCGCUCCAACCAGCCGACGUGCACACAUACGCCACAGCUAUUGAUCAACAUCCUCAUCCAUUGAUUACCUUUUAAAAGCACAGAUCAGAUAAUGUGAUCAGGUGAUUUAUCAUAUGUGUAAUGUUACACGGAUUAUCAAACAUUUAAUCAUGUCUAUCAUAAUGGAUGUGGUCAUACCUUAACCCAGAUGAUCAGAUUAGUUAGCUGUUUACCGUGAUUGCCAUGGUCCUUAACUCCUAUAUCAUAUUGUUCAGCUUGUUCAUCAUGAUAACUAUUCUUGCCAACUGUGUCUUCAUGACGAUGAGCAACCCUCCUCCCUGGAGCAAGACCGUAGAGUAUGUUUUUACUGGAAUUUACACGUUUGAGGCGACGACAAAGGUGUUGGCACGAGGCUUCGUUAUUGGACCAUUCACAUUCCUAAGAGACCCGUGGAACUGGCUGGACUUCAUGGUCAUCAGCAUGGCGUACCUCACUGAGUUUGUGGACAUGGGCAACGUCUCAGCACUGAGAACCUUCAGGGUCCUGCGAGCCCUCAAAACCAUCACUGUGAUUCCUGGUCUGAAGACCAUCGUGGGCGCUCUGAUCCAGUCGGUGAAGAAGAUGGUGGACGUCAUGAUCCUGACGGUGUUCGCGCUGGCCGUCUUCGCCCUGGUCGGCCUCCAGCUCUUCAUGGGGAACCUCCGGCAGAAGUGCAUCCGCUGGCCUCCCCCCAACAACGACACGCUGCUGGGGGACUUCAGCAACGCCACGGCCCUCAACGGCUCGCUCGCCUCCAACCACACCUUCAACUUUGUGGAAUAUAUCGAAAAUACCGAUAACCAAUACUAUCUGGAGGGCAGUUUAGACGCUCUGCUCUGCGGUAACAGCUCGGACGCUGGGAAGUGUCCUGAGGGCUACCAGUGUAUAAAGGCGGGGAGGAACCCCAACUACGGCUACACCAGCUUUGACUCCUUCGGCUGGGCCUUCCUCGCUCUCUUCAGGCUCAUGACCCAGGACUACUGGGAGAACCUCUUUCAGCUGCUCCUGCGCGCGGCGGGGAAGACCUACAUGCUGUUCUUCGUGGUGAUCAUCUUCCUGGGCUCCUUCUACCUCAUCAACCUCAUCCUGGCCGUGGUGGCCAUGGCGUACGAGGAGCAGAACGAGGCCACACUGCGGGAGGCUCGGGAGAAGGAGGAGGAGUUCCAGCGGAUGCUAGAGCAGCUGAGGAACCAAGACCAGGAAGCUUUCGUAGGCAGCCAAGCGUCUCUGACCAGUAAGAAGUCCCUGAGUCACCACACAGAGUUUGAGUUUGACGAGGAAGGUGACGGCAGCGAAGACGUACUGAAGGACUGUAACGGUCGAAUCAUCCCGCGACUUCUCAUCAGGGUGCCCACAAUGACCCAGCCGUAUUGUGAAGAGGAGGUGAAGCAGGACGAAGAGGGGGGGUCUCGGGGCUCCGCCCUCAGUGUGGUGCACCUGGAGGCGCCGGGCCUCAAACACCGAACUGCCAGCGUUCUCACCGUCGCCACGGUCGCCGCCAUGGAAGAGCUGGAGGAGGCCCAGAGACCCUGCCCUCCCAGCUGGUACCGAUUCGCCGACUUCUUCCUGAAGUGGGACUGCUGCGACGUCUGGGUGACGUCCAAGAACUGGGUCAACUUCGUGGUGAUGGACCCCUUUGUGGACCUGGCCAUCACCAUCUGCAUCGUCCUCAACACCCUGUUCAUGGCCAUGGAGCACUACCCUAUGACGCCCCAGUUCGACCACAUGCUGUCCGUGGGGAACCUGGUGUUCACUGGGAUCUUCACGGCCGAGAUGUUCUUCAAGCUGAUCGCCAUGGACCCCUACUACUACUUCCAGGUGGGCUGGAACAUCUUCGACAGCAUCAUCGUGACCAUGAGCCUGGUGGAGCUGGGCCUGGCCAACGUCCAGGGUCUGUCCGUCCUCCGCUCCUUCCGUCUGCUGCGUGUCUUCAAGCUGGCCAAGUCGUGGCCCACCCUCAACAUGCUGAUCAAGAUCAUCGGUAACUCCGUGGGCGCCCUGGGCAACCUGACCCUGGUGCUGGCCAUCAUCGUCUUCAUCUUCGCGGUGGUGGGCAUGCAGCUCUUCGGGAAGAGCUACAAGGAGUGCGUGUGCAAGAUCGCCGUGGACUGCGUGCUGCCGCGCUGGCACAUGCACGACUUCUUCCACUCCUUCCUCAUCGUGUUCCGCAUCCUGUGCGGCGAGUGGAUCGAGACCAUGUGGGACUGCAUGGAGGUGGCGGGCACCGGCAUGUGCCUCAUCGUCUUCAUGAUGGUCAUGGUGAUCGGAAACCUGGUGGUGCUGAACCUGUUCCUGGCGCUGCUGCUCAGCUCGUUCAGCGGGGACAACCUGUCGACCGCGGACGAGGACGGCGAGCUCAACAACCUGCAGAUCGCCAUCAACCGGAUCUCCGGGGGCGUGGCCUGGGUGAAGACCCGCCUCCGGCGCCUGCUCGCUCCGCUGUUCCUGCGCGUCACCAGCCGCCUGGAGGGACCCAAGGGGGGCGGGGCGGUGGAGAUGAACCACCUGGACGCCGGCGAGGGUCCGGCAGCCAGCGAGGAUGAUGGGACAUCUCACUGUCUGGUGGAGGGCCGGCGGGGGCGACCGCUGGACUACGAUGUGGUCCUCACCGUCCCCAUGGCCCAGGGGGAGUCAGACCUCGAGAACAUGGAUGAGGACGAUGAGGACGAUGAGGACGAUGAGGACGAUGAAGAGGAUGAUGAGGAUGAUGAGGAUGAUCGAGGGCAGAAUGUGCGUUCCAAUGGAAAACUACAUUCUCAUGUACAUGAUCCUUUCAAACUUCCAUCUCCCUGGCAGCUGAUUCGCGUAACCAAGGACGACGGAGACUCUUCGGAGUGCAGUACCGUCGACUACCAGCCCCCCGAACACGAACCCGAGCUGGAGGAAGAGGAGGAGCCAGAACCGGUUGAUCCGGAGUCCUGCUUCACUGACGACUGCGUGCGGCGGUGGCCCUGUCUGAGCGUGGACAUCAACCAGGGCCGGGGCAAAACCUGGUGGAACAUCCGGAGAACCUGCUUCACCAUCGUGGAACACGACUAUUUCGAGACCUUCAUCAUCUUCAUGAUCCUGCUCAGUAGCGGAGCGCUGGCGUUUGAGGACAUCUACAUAGAGCGCCGUCGGACCAUCAAGAUAAUCCUGGAGUACGCCGACAAGAUCUUUACCUACGUCUUCAUCAUAGAGAUGGUCCUCAAGUGGGUGGCGUACGGCUUCAAGACCUACUUCACCAACGCGUGGUGCUGGCUGGACUUCUUCAUCGUGGAUGUGUCUCUGAUUAGCAUGGGUGCUAAUUUGAUGGGCUUCUCAGACCUGGGACCAAUCAAGUCCCUAAGGACCUUGAGGGCGCUCAGGCCGCUCCGUGCCCUCUCCAGAUUCGAGGGGAUGAGGGUGGUGGUGAACGCCCUGGUGGGGGCCAUCCCGUCCAUCUUCAACGUGCUGCUGGUUUGUCUGAUCUUCUGGCUGAUCUUCAGCAUCAUGGGCGUCAACUUGUUUGCCGGCAAGUUCUACCGCUGCAUCAACACCACGUCGGACGAGCUGUUCCUCCUCGAGCAGGUCAACAACCACAGCGACUGCCUGGCCCUGCAGCAGGCCACCGGAGAGGCCCGCUGGGUCAACGUCAAGGUCAACUACGACAACGUCGCCACGGGUUACCUGUCCCUGCUGCAAGUGGCCACAUUCAAAGGUUGGAUGGACAUAAUGUAUGCUGCUGUGGACUCGCGAGAGGUGGAUGAACAGCCUUCCUAUGAAAUCAACCUCUACAUGUACAUAUAUUUUGUCAUAUUCAUCAUCUUCGGAUCCUUUUUCACUCUCAACCUUUUCAUCGGUGUGAUUAUUGACAACUUCAACCAGCAGAAGAAGAAGUUUGGAGACAAGGACAUCUUCAUGACUGAGGAACAGAAGAAAUACUAUGAAGCCAUGAAGAAACUAGGGUCCAAGAAACCUCAGAAACCGACCCCCCGACCCACGAACCUGAUCCAAGGUUUGGUGUUCGACUUCAUUAGCCAGCAAGUCUUUGACAUCUUUAUCAUGGUGCUGAUCUGCCUCAAUAUGGUAACCAUGAUGGUGGAGACAGACGACCAGAGUCCUGAAAAGAGUGACUUCCUCUUCAAGCUCAACGUGGCCUUCAUCGUUGUCUUCACCGGGGAGUGUACCCUGAAGCUGUUUGCUUUGCGGCAGUACUUCUUCAAGAAUGGGUGGAACGUUUUUGACUUUGUCGUCGUCAUCUUGUCCAUAGCCGGCACGAUGCUUUCUGACAUCAUAGAGAAGUACUUUGUGUCACCCACUCUGUUCCGAGUCAUCCGAUUGGCCAGAAUCGGCAGGAUCCUGCGCCUUAUCAAAGGAGCCAAGGGCAUCCGCACCCUGCUGUUUGCCCUCAUGAUGUCACUUCCUGCCCUCUUCAACAUUGGCCUGCUGCUGUUUCUCAUCAUGUUCAUCUUUUCUAUAUUUGGCAUGUCCAACUUCGCCUAUGUCAAAAAGCAGGCCGGUAUCGACGACAUGUUCAACUUUGAGACGUUCGGGGGCAGCAUCGUGUGUCUGUUCGAGAUCACCACCUCUGCGGGUUGGGACAGCCUGCUGCUUCCCAUCCUGAACCGGGAGGCGCCCGACUGCGACCCCGACUUCGAGAACCCAGGCACGGAUGUGCGGGGGAACUGCGGGAACCCCGGCAUGGCCAUCAUGUUCUUCUGCAGCUACAUCAUCGUCUCCUUCCUGGUGGUGGUCAACAUGUACAUCGCCAUCAUCCUGGAGAACUUCAACGUGGCGCAGGAGGAGAGCGGGGACGCACUGUGCGAGGAAGACUUCGAGAUGUUCAACGAGACCUGGGAGAAGUUUGACCUGGAAGGGACCCAGUUCCUAGAGUACGCCCGCCUGUCGGACUUCUGUGACGCGCUGCAGAUGCCGCUGCGGGUGGUAAAGCCGAACCGCCUGCAGCUGAUCGAGAUGGAUCUUCCGCUGGUGAUCGGAGACCGCAUCCACUGCCUGGACGUCCUGCUGGCGGUCACGCAGAUGGUGCUGGGAGAGACGGUGGAGAUGGCCGCCAUGCGCGAGAGCAUCAAGGCGAAGUUCGUCAUGAGCAACCCCACCUCUGACUCAUUCGCCCCCAUCACCAGUACCUUCCGCCACAAGGAGGAGGAGCUGGCUGCCGCGGUCGUUCAGCGUGCGUACCGCAGGCACCUCCUCAGGCGCGCCAUCCGCCACGCCUCCUCCAUGUGGCGCCACAAGAGGAUGAAGGUCAAGGAGGAGGACCUCGCUGAGAAGGAGGGGUUGCUGGCCAGGCGGAUGGCUGUGUUCUAUGGUAGCGAGGUGGACCUGGCCGAUCAGGAGGUGGAGCAGGUGGAUCUAGAGGCUCCUCCGAGCCAAGAACCCGUUCAUGUUGGGCCCCCAAACGGGCCCAACCUCCUGGUGGUCCCCGUGGAGGUGACCAGCGAGGUGGUGUUGCACUCGGCCCCCCACCGCAAGGCCUUGGACUUCUAUGAGGUCCUUCAUGAAUCUGUGGUAUAACAAACAGUGCUUCACCUCCGUCCAUCUUAGUUCCCAUGAGUCAUGGUCAGCGGCGUUGGCGGCGUUGGCGGCGUUAGCAGUGUUCGCAGCGCUGGUGGUUUUAGCAUAAGUUGUAAGUUGUUGACAUCACUGAGAGAUUGUUCCAAAGUCAUGAAGAUUGAAUCACUUGCCCAUGUAAAACAUAUUUUAUGUUUUGUUAUGCUAUAUUGUCACGCAAAAAUAACGAAUGAGAAGCGUCUUAAGGCUUUGGCUUUUGGGGGCUACACACUCACAUUUUAAUUAAGUCAAGGCUAUGACGUCUGCUUAUGUUGGGUAAGAAAAUAUAUUGUGGUGUUAAUUAAGAUGCUAAUACCCAGAUCCAAAUCACUCACAGCAGUAGGUUCAAUCGGUAUUUAAACCUGAGACUUGUACAUGAGAUAUGCAGCCCAGUUUUCAAACCACAAUAAAAAAAAAGCUAAAAUAUUGCAUUGCCAAAGUACUUAACCUCGAGGAAUUUAUGUAUUUCAGGAGUCACGGUAUCUGGGCUAGAAUAUUUUUGCUGAACUCUGUUCUCUGUCUUACAAAGUUAAACCUGUCUCAGAAAGAGACGUUACUUCAUUUAAUAUUUUAGAAAAUUUGCCAAAACUGGGCAAAUUCCUUUUCCUGCUUAGUUUGGGUCACUUUUCUGAAUACAAAUUGUCUGAAUACAUAAGGUCCUUUAUAUUGCAAAAAAUAAAUAGACUAAGGUUCUAUCCUCCAAAUUGAUUAUAUAUACGUCAACUAAAUUGCAGUGAUUAUUAGGCCUACGGAUUAUUAUUAUUACUGAUACAUUUGUCUGAAUGUGAACUCUAUAUUUAAUGUUUACAUUGCUUAAUGAGGCAACAGAAACAGACAUUUUAUUUGGUUGCCCAAUUCAUCUGCUGCUGUUUUUAUUGGAUGGGAAAGUGUUAAAGAUACACCUUUUUAUUUUUGGACACUCACUGGACCUUUCUGGAUCUAAGAAACUCAUCUCGACAGUUGAUCCACACUCUUCUUAAGUCUUAAACUCUACUCAAAUGUGUAAGCUAAUGAUGAGCGUUUAGUCUUCUUUGUACAAUAGAGUUAGCAUACACCUGUUUACAUUUUUGAUAGAGAUUGAAUGAAAAAAGAGUACACCGUCACUAUGCCUUGUAUAUAACGAUACGCAGAGUUGGUAAAUGUAUUUUUUUGAGUUUUUUCGGUAUUGUAUAUUUAUACACUUAUUAUUGUUUACAAAAUGAAGUUGUUAGAAUAAAACAGUAUGAACGGUA